AUGGCCUCCCUUCUCUCCCUGCCCAUCGCAAACAGGUCGGCCGCAAGGACCGCGUUGUCUCUGACACACACCGCUCGUCGCACAUCCUCGCCCCCACUCCAACACCUUCGUUCCUUCGGAGUCUCGCCCCGGAGAUCUCUAUCGCAUUUCGAUACCUAUCUGUUUGUGGAAAAACUUGAAAAGAAUGGCAUGACAAGGGAGUCGGCGGAGGGAGUGAUGAGUGUUUUGGCGGAGGUGAUCGAGGAGAGCAUAAAGGGGAUGGAAGCGAGCUUGGUCAGCAAAGCUGAACAGGAGAAGCAACGUUACACGGAGAAAGUCGACUUUGCCAGACUCAAGUCCGAGCUUCAGCUACAUGAGAAGAACGACCUUACUCUGAUGAAGGCCGAGAACGACCGCUUGAUGGCGGAUGUCGAGAAACUCAAGCAACGUCUCCGUGAGGAAGUGACUCGGACGCAAGCAGGCGUCCGCCUGGAUCUCAAUCUGGAGAAGGGCAGAAUAAGAGAUGAGAGUAGUCAGCAAGAGCUAAAGAUCAAGGAGGUGGACACGAGGAUCGAGAGUGAGAUAGCUGGUCUGCGAACGCAGAUCGAGCAAGCAAAGUUUAGUAUCUUGCAAUACUUGGUUGGUGUCGCCACUGGUUCCGGAGCUCUUCUAAUCGCUCGCAAUCAGCUUGCGUACAUGAGGAUGAUGAUGUAG
This is a messenger RNA of Cryptococcus wingfieldii CBS 7118, 693 nucleotides long. RefSeq names its product mitochondrial protein. NCBI's taxonomy places the organism in Eukaryota, Fungi, Basidiomycota, Tremellomycetes, Tremellales, Cryptococcaceae. Bases 1 to 693 code for a protein of 230 amino acids. The record is from RefSeq and is a predicted model, not a curated record. The transcript has 5 exons. Gene Ontology annotation, cellular component: mitochondrion.